Messenger RNA from Oryzias melastigma (Indian medaka), 1173 nucleotides. Its product is annotated as zinc finger and SCAN domain-containing protein 2-like. The record is from RefSeq and is a predicted model, not a curated record. Gene Ontology annotation, biological process: central nervous system development; regulation of transcription by RNA polymerase II. Gene Ontology annotation, molecular function: RNA polymerase II cis-regulatory region sequence-specific DNA binding; DNA-binding transcription factor activity, RNA polymerase II-specific. Lineage: Eukaryota; Metazoa; Chordata; Actinopteri; Beloniformes; Adrianichthyidae. Gene Ontology annotation, cellular component: nucleus. The transcript has a single exon. Bases 60 to 965 code for a protein of 301 amino acids.
UUCCCCAACAUUUUGUGACUGAAGAAGACAAUGUUUGCUAUCAGCAAAGGAAUUUAAGAAUGGAACAGGAGGAACCAGAACCUCCUCAGGUGAAAGAGGAACAGGAGGAACCAGAACCUCCUCAGGUGAAAGAGGAGCAGGAGGAACCAGAACCUCCAAAUAUUAAAGACGAGCAGGAGGAACCAGAUACCCCGCAAGUUAAAGAGGAGAAAUGGGAAGUACCACAACUUCUACUGACAAAACAGGAGCAAGAAGAGUUCUGCAUCAGUCAGAAUGAAGAGCAGCUUGAUCUGAAGCAGGAGACUAAAACCUUGAUUGAGAUUCCUACUUUUGAUGAACAUGUUCACAGUGAAGCAGAUCUAAACAAUCAGCAGAGCUUUAAUGGAACUGAUAGUCAGAAUGAAGAAGGAAACCAACAUGAAGAAUCCACAUCAAAUGCAGAUGAAGAGACAGAGCCACAGAACAGAGAUCAGAGGAAGAGAAGAGACAGAAGUCAUGUCCAAUCUUCAAACAAGAGACUUGUAAAGUCUGAUGAACGCUCAAUAACUCAUGAAGGAGAGAAGCCUUUUCUGUGUAAAGAAUGUGAUAAAAGUUUUCAUUUUGUCUCUAAUCUCAGAACACACAUGAGAACUCAUACAGGAGAGAAGCCUUUUUUGUGUAAAGAAUGUGAUAAAAGUUUUCGUUUUGUAUCUAAUCUCAAAACACACACGAGAACUCACACAGGAGAGAAGCCUUUUUUGUGUAAAGAAUGUGAAAAAAGUUUUAAUCAAAUAUCUCAUCUUACAAAACACAUGAGAACUCACACAGGAGAGAAGCCUUUUUCUUGUACACAAUGUAACAAAAGUUAUAGAAACAGGUGGGAUUUAAAAAAACACAUCAGAAUUCAUACUGCAGAGAACCCCCUUUUUUUUGUAAAGUUUGUGCAAAAAAAUGUAAGUCUGUGCAAGAACUUAAAAGGCACAUGAACUCAUACUGUAGAGUUGCCUUUUGUGUAUAAAAUGAAGCAUGAUUUUUAAUUGAACAUUUAAGCUCAAUCCAAAUACUUUCCUUCUCCCUCUCUCUUAGCCCCCCUCCCCUUCAGUCACCCCUCUGUGCUUGCUCCAAAUGGAGGGUGAUGACAACACAGUGUUUAUUAAUUUGGUUGUGACUUUUUUCGAUGAUGUCAUCAAUGUC